Molecule: messenger RNA, 2607 nt
Organism: Eremothecium sinecaudum
Lineage: Eukaryota; Fungi; Ascomycota; Saccharomycetes; Saccharomycetales; Saccharomycetaceae
Gene: AGC1
Product: citrin
Exons: 1
Coding region: 1-2607 (868 amino acids)
Biological process (GO): L-glutamate transmembrane transport; aspartate transmembrane transport; malate-aspartate shuttle
Molecular function (GO): L-aspartate transmembrane transporter activity; L-glutamate transmembrane transporter activity
Source: RefSeq, a predicted model, not a curated record
AUGGAAUUAGCUAACUCAAGCACAGGCAAGAAAUUGCGUCAAUUGGAAAUAUUUAAAGCUUAUGCUAAACCUAAUGGAAUUUCAAGCGGGAGAAACGAGCUAGUACUUAAUUAUAAUGACUUUAUUGACUUGCUAUUAAACUUUCGGUCGACAUAUUCUAAUUUUGCAGGUGGCAGGUAUAAUCUAAAUGAAAUUCCCAGAAAUGUGUUUGGCUGUAUUUUCUUCGCUAUGGAUGAGAACAACAAAGGAUACCUUAAUUUGAAUGAUUGGUUUCAUUUCAAUAACAUUCUCGAGUAUGAAGGCUACCAGUACAUUAUAUUGUUUGAGUUUUUUAGGAAAUUCGAAGUUAAGCGGCCCCUGGGGGAGGCCAAAUCAAUUAAUUACGGUAACAAGUUUCUGACAUUUGAUGAACUCUAUCUUAAUGCAGAACAGUUUCGCGCUACCCUUGGGCUUUUGCAUGACUGUGUUACUGAUCAGUUUAUAGUUUCUAACGAUCUAUUUCUGGACUGGAACGGGUUUGAGUGGUUUCGAUGGUACGAGGUUUUUCCUCGCGGGUCUUCUGCGUUUGGGCCUAGUAUUUCCCUCAAUUCGAUCAUAUGUAUGAUACAAAACGAUAUCCGUGAAGAAAAGUUACGGCUGGGCUUCAAUGCUUUGGCUUACAAGGAUGUGCAAUCUAAAUCUACGCUGAUUAUGAAGGAUGACCUCAUUUCUUUAAUGAGGCUAUUUUAUUCGCAUCGAGUACCUGUGGGCGUGUUCAGUUCGUUACAGUUGGCAGCCGCCUCCAAUAGUGGAAUACAGAGCGGAACCGCUGUGAGCUACACGGUUUUCCGGGACUUAUUCUUUCUAUUCCAUAAUUUUGAUAUUUUGAACCAGCUUGUGCAUAACUUUGCACAAGCUCAUGCGUUUACUGCGAAGGAGGUCAGGGAACGACCAAUUACAAAAAAUAAUUUACUUUCAUUUCUAAAUGUUGAAUACAAUAAAGUGAAUAACAUUAUUGACUUUACACCAACCCAGUUGUCUUUAUUGUUUUCCGUGGUUUCGCAGUUCAAGAAGUUACCUGAGCAAGAUGCAAAUGUACCACAAGAGCAGAAGGAUUCCAUCAUAGAAAGUUUUCUCCAAGAAGAGUACUUACAAGGUGGCACCAUUGGUGAAGGUAAGUUUCAAAAGUUUAGGGAAGAUUGCAAAGAUAUUAUCAGUGACAAUGUUACAGAUAAAAAUGAAGAGAAUAUAUUCUCGCGGUAUUUGAGACUAAUUCCUUUCCUUAAGAGCAAACUCGUUCAGACAACAUCUGAAAUCCAUUCUCAUGAUAAUAUUACAUUGGAAGAUGUUAUGAAGAUCGUGAAUCCUAACUAUUUGCAUGACGUCGUACACCGACUAGAACUAAAACGAAUUCAGAAGGAAACAAGGAACUCCAACAUGUACCUCUAUCCUGUAUGGGACUCUAUCUAUAAUUUCUUUUUCGGUUCCAUUGCUGGCUGUAUUGGCGCUACUGCUGUAUAUCCAAUUGAUAUGAUUAAGACUAGGAUGCAAGCCCAGAGAGCGAAUUCACGGUACAAGAGCUAUUUGGACUGUAUGGUCAAAAUCUUCUCAAGGGAAGGUAUUCGUGGAAUGUACUCUGGAUUGGGUCCACAACUAAUUGGAGUGGCGCCUGAAAAAGCCAUCAAGCUAACGGUGAAUGACUAUAUGCGUGAGGCACUAACCAGUAGAAGUGGGAAAUUAUCGUUUCCUAGUGAGGUACUGGCUGGUGCCUCUGCUGGCGCCUGUCAGGUUAUGUUCACAAAUCCGUUAGAAAUAGUGAAGAUUCGUUUGCAAGUUAAAUCCGAAUCUACCACUUCUCCUACAAAGCAUAUUAACGCUCUUUCCAUUGUGAGGUCACUGGGAUUCCGGGGAUUGUAUAAAGGUGCAGGUGCAUGUCUACUAAGAGAUAUCCCUUUUUCAGCCAUUUACUUUCCUUCUUAUGCUCAUUUUAAAGCUGAUAUUUUUCACUUUGAUCCUAAAGAUUCAAAUAAGAGAAGCAGGCUAAGCACUUGGCAAUUACUAGUUGCUGGUGCUCUGGCUGGAAUGCCUGCUGCAUUUCUAACUACGCCAGUGGAUGUUGUAAAAACGCGAUUACAAAUUGAACCCAGGAAAGGUGAAUCCAUGUAUAAUGGCAUAUGGCAUGCCUUCAGAACAAUUUUUAAGGAAGAAGGUUUACGCAGCUUUUUUAAAGGUGGUCCAGCCCGUGUCUUAAGGUCUUCUCCGCAAUUUGGUUUUACUUUAGCAGCAUAUGAGAUUUUCCAAAACAUAUUUCCGACCCAGUCUGCAACUAAUAACGAUAAUAAUAAUAGGAAUGAUAACUCACCAAAAAUGAACAGCAUUUUCCAACCACUAAAAGACAGUCUUGCAAGUAUAUUUCCAGUUGAGAGCAACCAAGGUUUAUCCUCCGAUCUAUAUGGCCCUACGCUGAUGCCAUAUAGAAGGAAUUUCUUUAAUUACUACAAUAAGAGUUGCGAAACCGCAAAAUUAUUUAUGGAUCUUGAUUAUAGUUUUGCGAAGUUUGAUUAUAACGCUUAUCAACGAUUCCACUCCGUGUUAAAAACCAUGAACUCUAAUAAUCGCGACACCUAA